GGACGUCGCUUCCAGUUACUGUUCGGGAGCCCCCGGGGUGUGUGCGCGGCUCCCCGCCCCGCCAAGGGGCCUCCGGGACCCGGCAGACUUCGCCGCCCCUGUCCCCGGUCCGGGGGCAGCGACGUGGGUGCUCGGUGCCCCCAGCGCAGGCAGUUCUGAGAGGGGGCUGUCUGUGCCGUCGCCCCGCUGAAUCCGACACCAGAAACUCUUCUGAGCCCCGCAAAAUCCCUUUGCGUUUAUAACGGAGGCAUUCAGCUGGCGCGGAAAGGAACAAUGGUUUAAGCGUCCUGGAACUGGUCGUGUGUGCUGCUUUAAUGAGCCUUCUCCAUUUUCUCUGCCAUAACGAGCAACAGGAAGACGAAUAGAUUUUUUUUUUAAAGCCACGACAAGCGACUUUAAUGACUGUAUGUGUUCAGGUGUUAACUGGAUUGAUUUAUGUUGACAAGUCAUGGUGGCACCAGAUGCAGCCAGUGGCCAGGGCCCCUUUAAACUGUUUUGAAAUUAUGGAACGGCUGAUGUCUUCAUUCAGAUUAACAUCUGAGUUGGUUUGGCUCCACAAUAAAUGCUAUAGGGACCCCUAGAAGCCUCGAGCUGUUUUGGAGAUUGUGCAACAGUGCUUGGAAAGGUAUCUCCUUUUGCCUCAAUGCUUCACACCCUUCAGAGAGUACUGCAAGGAGGGGAUUAAAGAAGUGUGAUUAAAUCAGACAGCACUGGGUAAUGUGAGGUUGAACUCUUCAUGUGCCCUCCAGGCAAGGUGUGUGUCUAUCAGAUAAGCAAACUAAUCAGCUUUAAACCUAUGUUCCAUCUGGGGCAGAAUCCUUGCUUAAGCACGACAUCUGCAAACCAGCCUCUUCAGUUUUUGGAUACACUUGUACCAACAAAAUCAGCGAGAGCUUGUGGCGCCAAUUUGCCUUCGGUAGUAACAUUUAUUUGUUUUUACUAACAAAUGAUUCCUUCAACAAAAGGGAAUUUACAACAGAGUGGAGUGCAAGUGGGAAGCUCAUUUGUUCUUUGUUUACAUGCAAGGUGAGCUGUGUUGGUCUCUUAUGUAUAGUCUAUAUGCACAGUGCUUGCCAUACGCAUCAGUCAACUGCUGAUCCAAAGAAUAAUGAGCCGAUCAAGACAUGUGGGCAAGAUAAGGAAACGGCUGGAGGAGAUCAAGAAUCAGUCAGUCAGGCCAAUAAAAGCAGAUUUCAGCCACCAUGAAAGUGUAAGACUAGCUACUGAUGCCCUUUUGGAUGGUGGGACUGAAUCCUAUCUCCAAGCCUUAAAUGAAGAAGGAGAGGUGGCUUUUCUGUCAUCCGUGGAAGUUCAGUAUAUCAAGAAAAAUGCCAGAGAGCCUUACUAUGCUAAUGAAUCUCAUGCAGAGAAGGAGACUGGACCAAGGCAGAAUGAUGCUGGCUCUCUUCAGUCAGGAACAUACUUCCCUAUAUCUGAAGGUAGUGAACCAGCCCUGCUUCACACCUGGAGCACAGCAGAGAAGCCCUAUCUAAAGGAGAAAUCCAGUGCCACUGUGUAUUUCCAAACAGAGAAGAACAGCAACAUCAGAGACAUUAUACGCCGCUGCAUCAGCAAGACCAGUCAGGUUCUGGCCAUUAUGAUGGAUGUUUUCACUGAUACUGAGAUAUUCUGUGAUGUGUUAGAGGCAGCUAACAAACGAGGUGUUUUCGUCUAUCUGUUGCUUGAUCAAAGCAAUAUAAAGCUCUUCAGUGAGAUGUGUGAUAAGGUGCAGAUUGGAGAGGAUCACGUCAAGAAUAUUUCAGUCCGAAGUGUUACUGGAGAGGUUUACUGUGCCAAGUCAGGCAGGAAAUUCUCAGGGCAAAUCCAGGAAAAAUUCAUCAUCUCUGAUUGGAGAUACGUUCUCUCUGGAUCAUACAGCUUCACAUGGUUGUGUGGCCAGGUUCACCGGAACUUCCUUUCCAAGUUCACUGGCCAAGUUGUAGAGCUCUUUGAUGAAGAGUUUCGACAUCUCUAUGCUUUGUCCAAGCCAGUGAUGGGACUGAGAUCUCCCACACACACAGUGCCCUUCUUGCUAAACAAGAGUACCACCACCCAAGGCAGCCUCACUAGCAGCAGCAACCAGGGAAGUGCCAAUACUCCUUCAGAUCCAUUCAGUAGCUUGUCGGCUAAUAGCACAUAUCAAACCAAACAACCCUCCAGAACUCACAUGUACAGCAGCAACCCAACAUCACAGUCACCACUUCAUAGAGGUAACUCCUUCCAUGGCUACACCUCAUUCAUGUCAACCCAACCAUGGAAGGCCACCCAAACCAACUAUCAUCAGUGGCAGUUUGGUACUGAUACCCCAGCAGUCCUUUAUAAUAAUGUUAACAUCUACAAACCUAUGCAACUUAGACAAGACAAUGUAAACAGGUCAAGGUUAAACCCAGUGUGGAGAUGCCUUCAUAAAGCUAACCUGAUUACAUAACCACCUUGUUUUGUAUUGCAAAUGUAUUGAAGAUUCAUUUUAGCAAUAGCCUGUUUAAUAAUGAAUACUCAGCAUAGAAAUUAUGUAGAAUACAAAAGGGGGAGACUUGCAAGACUGUGUUCUCUCUUUAUUUUGUUUCAAGCCUUAGGGAUGAUUGUAUGUUUCAGUCACAAAGGACAACCACCACCAAAUGUUUCUCAAAUUAAUAAAACCUAAGUCUGCUAGCACUGAAACCUUGCAUUUAUGAUACCACCAUUUAGGAACAGAAGUAGUAGCAUUGUUUAAAAUGUCGGGUACAUCGAUCUGCCCUUACAUAAUGUAUUUGUGGUCAGGUGGUUAGCAUUGCCAAAUGAAAGUGCAUAAAAUAACAGUUUGAUGAUGAUUUUUA
Messenger RNA from Caretta caretta (loggerhead turtle), 2816 nucleotides. RefSeq names its product family with sequence similarity 83 member A (gene SACK1A). The record is from RefSeq and is a predicted model, not a curated record. NCBI's taxonomy places the organism in Eukaryota, Metazoa, Chordata, Testudines, Cheloniidae. Gene Ontology annotation, biological process: epidermal growth factor receptor signaling pathway. Gene Ontology annotation, molecular function: protein kinase binding.